UGUGCCCAUUCCUGAGGAGGAGCGCGUGAGUGGUGAAAAUGGUUGGUAUGUACCUCAGGCUAAUGGCUCAUACGUAUGGGUUUCGAUAGAAGAGGGCGAAAGCAUGUUGGAGGAAUUGGAGAAACAGGAAGAAAUGGAGGGACGCCUGUCAACUGUGCCUGUAACUUUUUACUUGUAUACAAACCUAAAUCCCUCCAAAGGACAAAAGAUUAGCGAAAGCGCCUCAUCGAUUCAAAGUUCUAACUUUGAUGCUAGCAAUCCAACGAGAUUCGUGAUCCAUGGCUGGACACAGAGCUACACCUCCAGCAUGAACAAGGAUAUUCGCGCUGCAUGGCUGGCCCGUGACAAAUACAAUGUGAUCGUUGUCGAUUGGGCGCGUGCUCGUUCCAUUGAUUACGCUUCUUCCGUUGUGGCUGUACCCAAAGUGGGAAAGAAGGUUGCCAGCAUGAUUAAUUACAUGGUAGAAAACCACGGUUUGCUUCUCGACACGACCGAAGUAAGUGGUCAUAGUUUGGGUGCUCAUGUUGCCGGUUAUACUGGUAAAUUAGUUGAGAAUGGCAAACUUCACGCGAUCAUCGGUAUGGAUCCCGCUUUGCCGCUUUUCAGUUACAAAAAGACAAAGAAACGUUUGCAUUCCGAUGACGCCAAUUAUGUUGAAACUAUUCAAACCAAUGGUGGAAUGUUGGGCUUUUUGCAGCCCAUUGGUAAGACCUCUUUCUAUCCAAAUGGCGGUAAGAGUCAACCUGGUUGUGGCUGGGAUUUAACUGGCGCAUGUGAUCAUGGUCGCUCUACUACCUACUACGCUGAGUCAGUGUCUCGAAACGAUUAUCCCAGUGUGAAGUGCAGUGACUACACGUCAGCAGUGAAGAAUGCAUGUGGCAGCACCUACAGUAGUGUAAAUAUGGGCUCACAAACCAAUGCUUAUGUGGCUUCGGGCGAAUACUAUGUACCUGUACUGAGUUCUUCCCCCCAUGGUUAUGGCAAUGCUUAAGAAAUUUGAUAAAAAAUAAUGAUAAAUAAAAU
Molecule: messenger RNA, 1023 nt
Organism: Anastrepha obliqua
Lineage: Eukaryota; Metazoa; Arthropoda; Insecta; Diptera; Tephritidae
Product: pancreatic triacylglycerol lipase-like
Exons: 2
Coding region: 104-991 (295 amino acids)
Biological process (GO): lipid metabolic process
Molecular function (GO): lipase activity
Source: RefSeq, a predicted model, not a curated record